Messenger RNA from Vittaforma corneae ATCC 50505, 1908 nucleotides. RefSeq lists its product as uncharacterized. The record is from RefSeq and is a predicted model, not a curated record. The transcript has a single exon. NCBI's taxonomy places the organism in Eukaryota, Fungi, Microsporidia, Nosematidae. Gene Ontology annotation, molecular function: ATP binding; nucleic acid binding; RNA helicase activity. Gene Ontology annotation, biological process: nuclear-transcribed mRNA catabolic process, 3'-5' exonucleolytic nonsense-mediated decay. Gene Ontology annotation, cellular component: Ski complex. The coding region runs from base 1 to 1908 and encodes 635 amino acids.
AUGGACCAAAAAUUUGAAUCGCCAAUUUCGGAACCAAGCAGAAUGCUAAAAAACUUGAAAUUGGAAAGACAUGUAUUUGGGACACGGCAAGACUGGGAGCCUGGCGACUACGACGCAGUUGUUGAUGAGUCCGUUCUCAAUAUAAACUUCAAACCAGAUAUUUUCCAAAAACAAGCAUUCUAUUUUCUCUCAAAAAAAGAAUCUGUAUUUGUGUCAGCACACACUAGCUCUGGAAAAACGCUAGUUGCAGAAUAUGCUAUUGGGCUGAGUCUUAAAAGCUCGAAUCGUGUAAUAUAUACAUCGCCUAUUAAAGCCUUAAGCAACCAAAAAUUUUUUGAUUUUAAACAAAGGUUUCCUGAUGUGGGGUUGAUUACGGGGGACGUGCAAGUUAAUCCGAGUGCCAGCUGCCUGAUUAUGACGACAGAAAUUCUCAGAAAUCUAGUAUACAAAAACUCCGAGAUUCUAGCCAACACUGAGUAUGUAGUGUUUGACGAGGUUCACUACAUUAAUGAUGCAGAAAGGGGUGUUGUUUGGGAAGAAUGUAUUAUAAUGCUUCCGCAUCACAUUUCCUUCGUAAUGCUGAGUGCAACCAUUCCAAAUUCAUUGGAGUUUGCAGAGUGGGUAGGAAGAACAAAGAACCGCUGUAUCUACGUUAUUUCAACUAACAAGAGAGCCGUUCCCCUCGAAUUUGCCAUCUAUUGUGACGCGAGUGUCUUUUCAAUCGAUGACCCAAAAUCCAAGAAGGCCGAGAAUCAGCUCUCAAAUUUCCAAACAGCUUUGCCGGUGUUUAACAAGAAUAUAAAAGCAGCAAAUAGAUUCCGAAUCAACGAUCUGGGAAACUUUGUAAAUAACAAGGGUCUUGUCCCUGCCAUUUUCUUCACAUUUUCGAAAAAAGCAUGUGUGGGGUAUGGCAGAUCACUGCAGCUAUUAGAUCUGACAACUCCAGAUGAAAAGGAAUGCAUAUUGAAGUUUUUGGAAAAUGCAAUGGGCAGCCUAAGAGACGAAGAUAGAGAUCUUCCUCAGAUCAGAUCCAUGAGAGACCAAGUAUAUCGUGGCGUUGCAAUUCAUCACGGCGCCCUGCUUCCCUUUGUUAAAGAAUGCGUUGAAAUACUGUUUUCCGAAAAUCUGAUUAAAAUACUGGUUGCAACAGAGACAUUUGCCAUGGGUGUUAAUAUGCCUGCCAAAUGCUGUGCAUUUCUAAGCCUCACAAAAAUUGACAACGGCGUUUUUAGAUAUCUAAAUGCUGGUGAGUUCAUUCAAAUGAGUGGUCGAGCAGGAAGAAGAGGAAUGGACAAAGUUGGGACUGUUUUAAUUGCUGACCAAAGAGUGUCUGACAUUUCUACAAUCAAAAAAGUAAUUAAUGGCAUUCCAGCAGAUCUAAACUCGAAAUUUAGAUUGAGUUUUUCGCUAAUAUUGACAGCUAUUAUGACAAACAUUGAGGUAGAGGAAUUGAUGAAGAGUAGUUUCAAAGAGCAUGGAUCUCAGAGAACGUUAAAAACCGAUAUGGCAAGGCUUGCUGUUCUUGAAUCUACUCCAGAUGUUGAUUGUGAGCAGUGCAGAGAUUAUCUUGAAUAUUUCUCUAAUCUGGAAAUCAUAUCAAGAGAACUACCCUCUGUUCUCAAAAACAUUAUUAAAGUCGGAGAUACAGUUGUUCUUAAAAACAAUGCUGUUGUGACCAUUAAUUCUAUGUCUAAACAUGAAUUUAUGUUUUCAAAUUCAGAUAUUAAUAUAGAUUGUAAAAAUCUGUUCUCAAUACCCUUAACUAGGGAAAUAAUUGAGUCGUCCGAGGCAGCAGGUUCAGACCUUAUCCUGAAAUACCCCAUCUGGUACAGAAACUACAUCAAGAAUGGUGCGGCGACAUUUGACGAUGUUGUAUUUUAUGUUAGAGGCACUGCCUAUUUCUUUUGA